Molecule: messenger RNA, 1426 nt
Organism: Syngnathus acus (greater pipefish)
Lineage: Eukaryota; Metazoa; Chordata; Actinopteri; Syngnathiformes; Syngnathidae
Product: heat shock transcription factor 2 binding protein
Exons: 10
Coding region: 132-1166 (344 amino acids)
Cellular component (GO): cytosol
Source: RefSeq, a predicted model, not a curated record
CCGGAAACGAAAAAAGCACGACGUCAAUUUAUCAGGUGUAUGGGAUACAAAUCUGUAUUUAUUCUUUGUGGUAAGGAAUCGUUAUAUUUGGAUUAACGGAAGAAUAACGUUGAAAGUAAAACUAGCAUAGCAUGUCAUCAUUCGGUGUGCCACCGCCUCUCUUGCCUGAUGGCGCUAAGGAUGGUUUUGUUCGAGUGCGGAAAAGAGACCUGGAAAGGUUACGCACACAGGUCAUGCAGUUAAGGGAGUUCCUGCCUCGAGUAGUGAACAGUGAUUUGAUUGACAUGCUACACAAAAUUAGAGUAACAAAAGCAGUGAAAGAGCAACAAGCACAGGAACGGGAGCUUUUACAGCAAGAGUGUCUUCAUCUUCAGUCCAGACUGGAGGCACUACAAAUUGAAUGUCACAGGGAAAGAGAGGAAAAAUUGAUGUUGUGUGAGAAGCUCUGGCAGAGUGGAACCGAGUUGCAGCAGCAGGCCGACUACUGCUUCAGUCUUGGUUCUGUAGUCUGCAGCCUGUUGUGGAACUGCUCUGCAACUGAAGACACAGUUAAACAGUGGCUAGCUGAUGGAAGCCUGCCGGCUUUUCUAGCGGUGGCCACUCAGACUCUGGGGAGCUUCAUGAAGACUCUGGAUGAGAACGUGACGAGUCAAUCCGAGGACUGUAACACCCAAGAGUAUCAGUUUAUUUUGGCGCUAACUGGAACCAUUACCAACAUAGCAGCUGUAACCAGUGGGCGGGACUUCUUGUCCAUCUCAGCACAUGAUCUGUUGGACAUGCUGAUGAAACUGUUAGAGCUAAUGAAGCCUGAUGUAUUCCCUAAACUGAAAGUGUUGAUGCUAAUGGCUCUUUAUAAUGCCAGUAUCAGUGUCAAGGGACUCAAGUACAUGAUUGAGAACUCAGCACUUCUGCCUCUUAUUCGGACUCUGCUUGAAGACAAAUCCUGGGAAGUGUGCUUUCACGGUCUGCGUCUGCUGCAGUCAGUGCUGUUGGAAAAUAUAGCGGAGUCUCACCUAGGUGCCAAUCUGCUUGAUUCAGACCUCCAGGCCCGAAUUAGCACUUUUACGUCUAGUGUUCAGCCUAGCUUGAGACUAUUGGCUCAGCAAACCUUGGCGGACCUCCAGGUACUCAUGCAGGUUCAAGGAUGUAAACAGAACAAACGGUGACAUGCCUUUCAGUGUUUUUGUCCUGUUUUCCUGUUUGCUUUUCCCUUGUUUUGUUCUGGUUGGGGAAGAGUCAUGGUACAGAGGAUUUACCACAACAGUUAAAUGAGCCCGUGUGCGUGUGUGCGUGCGCAUAUGUACGUAUAUACACAUUUACAUAUGUGUAUAAAAAACUAUUUAAAGAAUUGAAACUGACAUGUUUGGGUGUAUGGUGUUAUUUUGUAAACAUCUAUGUAUGUCAUGUCAGAGUUGUGUGCAAGAAA